AUGGCUGCAAUGGCUUCUACGUUCUUCUCGAGAACCACUCCAACUCUUCCGCGUAGAGCCAUUACGAAUUCAAUCCCCAAAUUUGCACUCUCAAAAUCGCUUUCGAACUCUAAACGCCAUAAUUCAAUUAUAGUGUCUGCGGUUCGUGACGACGAUAAUUACAAAUCCUUCAGUUUUGAGCUUACCGAUUAUGGCUCCGACAGUUUGAAGAAGCUUUUGGAUUCAUUCUUUGUUGUCUGUACCUCAGUCGCCUUGUCGGCUUGCUUAUAUGUGGCUGAUGUUGAUUCGGCCUCGGCCUUUGUAGUCACUACGCCGAGGAAAUUGCAGACAGAUGAGCUCGCCACAGUUCGUCUUUUUCAAGAGAACACGCCUUCAGUUGUCUACAUCACUAAUCUUGCUGCUAGGCAGGACGCGUUCACAUUGGAUUUGUUGGAGGUGCCCCAAGGAUCAGGAUCAGGAUUUAUAUGGGAUGCGCAGGGCCACGUCGUCACGAAUUAUCACGUGAUCCGGGGUGCAUCUGAUCUCAAGGUUACUCUUGCAGACCAGAGCACUUAUGAUGCAAAAGUUGUUGGAUUUGACCAAGAUAAAGAUGUUGCUGUUCUGCGAAUUGAUGCACCAAAAGACAAGUUGAGACCUAUCCCAAUUGGCAUAUCUGCAGAUUUGCUUGUUGGUCAAAAAGUAUUUGCUAUCGGAAAUCCAUUUGGCCUUGACCACACACUUACAACUGGUGUUAUCAGUGGACUGCGAAGGGAAAUCAGUUCUGCAGCUACAGGACGUCCGAUCCAGGAUGUCAUCCAAACCGAUGCUGCAAUUAAUCCGGGCAAUAGUGGAGGGCCACUUCUUGACAGUUCAGGAAACCUUAUUGGGAUAAAUACAGCUAUAUACUCUCCUUCUGGUGCAUCAUCUGGUGUUGGAUUUUCUAUUCCUGUUGACACCGUAGGUGGCAUUGUUGAUCAGUUGGUGAGGUUUGGGAAAGUCACCAGACCAGUUUUGGGGAUAAAGUUUGCACCGGAUCAAUCCGUGGAGCAACUCGGAGUUAGUGGCGUUCUUGUACUGGAUGCUCCUCCAAAUGGGCCAGCUGGCAAAGCAGGUCUUCAAUCUACUAAACGCGAUGCCUAUGGCAGACUUAUUUUGGGCGAUAUAAUCACAUCUAUCAAUGGAAAGAAGGUCUCUAAUGGCAGUGACCUGUACAGAAUCCUGGACCAAUGCAAAGUGGGUGAUAAGAUAACUGUGGAAGUACUACGAGGUGAUCACCUAGAAAAAAUCCCAGUACUCCUCGAACCAAAGCCCGAUGAGUCAUAG
Messenger RNA from Fraxinus pennsylvanica, 1302 nucleotides. The record is from the annotation of a GenBank genome assembly. Lineage: Eukaryota; Viridiplantae; Streptophyta; Magnoliopsida; Lamiales; Oleaceae.